AUGAAUAACCCUAUAAAAAUAUUAAGACUUUGCUGGUCUUUAUUGCUACUAUCUAUACUUUCACCUGUUGGUAGUUCCAUUAAACUUAACGUCACUUCCAAUACUUCAAUAUGUGACGCCACAAGUAUAAUUACAAAAGGUAUUUUAGAUUACUACGAGGGUACCAGGUUCAAUGGUACUGUUGGUAUGUUCCAACAACCAUAUUACUGGUGGAAGGCAGGUUCAGCCUUUGGUGGUAUGCUAGAAAAUUGGUACUUAUGUCAAAAUGAUACAUUUGAAUCCUUGCUUACUGAUGCAAUGCUACAUCAAGCCGGUAAAGAUUACGAUUACCUACCUGAGAACCAAACAAUGGUCGAAGCUAAUGAUGAUCAAGGUGUUUGGGGUUUAACAAUAAUGGGCGCUGUAGAGAGAAAUUUUACUGAUCCCCAGGGAAAGGAUGUGCCAGGUUGGUUAGCAAUGGCGCAGUCUAUCUUUAAUCAAAUGUAUAGCAGAUGGGACACCGGCAGUUGUGGUGGUGGUCUUAGAUGGCAAAUUUAUGACUGGAAUAAGGGCUAUAAUUAUAAGAAUACCAUAUCUACUGCCUGUUUAUUCCAAAUGGCUGCCAGAUUGGGAAGAUAUACUGGUAAUUCCACCUAUCUUAAGGUUGCUGAUAAAACCUUUCAAUGGAUGGUUGAUAUUGGGUAUAUUCAAUUAAAUACUUCAUCCGGUCGUGUCUUUGAUGGUGCUCAUAUUGAAAGCAAUUGUAGUGAUAUUACCAAAUUGGAAUGGUCAUAUAAUCAUGGUAUUGUAUUAGGUGGAUGUGCUUAUAUGUACAAUGCUACCAAGUCACCAGAAUGGGGUAUGAACACUAUUAAAAUUUUGAAUGGUGCUACCACUUAUUUCUUUCAAAAUAAAACAAUGCUAGAAACAGCUUGUCAACGUCCAGAUCGGGUCUUCUGUAAUAAUGAUCAAAGAACCUUUAAAAGUAUCUUUUCACGUAUGUUGGGCUUGACAAGUGUGAUGGCUCCAUUCACAUCUGAGAGAAUUGAUCCAUUAAUUGUUCAAAGUGCCGAAGCCGCUGCUCUAUCAUGUACUGGUGGUUUCGAUAAUGAAACUUGCGGUUUGAAUUGGUUAGAGGGUAAAAAUGAUGGCUAUUAUGGGUUAGGUGAACAACUAAGUGCAUUGGAAGUUAUUCAAAAUCUUCUUAUCCAUAAGAGACCACCUCCUUAUAUGGCAAAAACAGAUAAAAAUAAAGUCGGUGGUGUUUCAAAGGGUGAUCCAGCCGCAGGUACAAAACCAAAACCACCUCCAAAGAAGGAAGAGUAG
Molecule: messenger RNA, 1305 nt
Organism: Naumovozyma castellii
Lineage: Eukaryota; Fungi; Ascomycota; Saccharomycetes; Saccharomycetales; Saccharomycetaceae
Gene: DFG5
Product: putative mannan endo-1,6-alpha-mannosidase
Exons: 1
Coding region: 1-1305 (434 amino acids)
Source: RefSeq, a predicted model, not a curated record